CUCAAUGUCGUGUUCUAUUGGUGUGUUGGAUAGCUCUACAGGCUCCUCCGAAUUAUUAUUUGACAGAUAAUUGUAAAGACAAUACAAACUCCCAAAUACAAUCGUGACAUGUGAAAGUAUUCUUUUCAAGUCUUUUUUAAAAUAAGCGAUAGUUUGCACUGUGUUUUGUCUACGUUGUUUUAAGCAUGGUCCGUAAAAGUUUUAUGAGUCUAGAGACAAAAUUAAACAAUGCGGAUCUCAAUUUUGUUUGUGUUGCUGUUGUUCAGUGUUGAUUUAAGCAUUUCCAGAAUCCGUCAGAUUCCACUCCCAGAUAAUCUUCUGGAGUGUAACAGACGUCUGAAAGAUGUAAAUCCGUACAGCUUUAUUGGAAGUCUCUACAGCUGGUUGUGUGAAAACGCAAUUGUUGAUGCCUCUGGACUAAACGCGUCAAUAGGCGCUUAUAACAUAUCUCUCGAGGAGUUUUAUAAGAAAAUCUUCGAUGACCAUUCGACCAGACAACCUCGGCAAGCAGCCAACAAAUGUGUCAGAAAAGAAUACCGCAUGCUAACACCAGAAGAAAGGAAGAGAUACCAUGAUGCAAUCAACAUACUAAAGAAAGACACUUCAAUCGAGCCUGAUAAAUAUGACGCCAUUGCGAAAAUUCUUGAAUCUACUCCAAAAACAAUUUAUCAAGGACCAGGCUUUCUUGGCUGGAACAGAAUCUAUUUAUAUCUCUAUGAGAACGCUUUAAGACAAGUUGAUCCACGAAUAUGUUUGCCCUACUGGGACUCUACUCUUGAAAGUCAACUUAAUAACCCUCUUGAAUCAUCAGUAUGGUCAGCUGAAUAUUUUGGAACAGCCAGAGGUCCAGUGAGAAAAGGACCAUUUGCAAACUGGAGACUUCCAGAUGGGACCCAGCUGAUUAGGAAUGUAGGAGUAGACGGUGAUUUACUAAACAAUCAAAUUAUUGAUGACAUUCUUUCAAGACGCAGGUACGAAGAAAUCACAUCAAUAGAAGAAUCUGGCCAACAGUACAGUAUAUUAUACAAUCGGGGUUACGUUCACAUGUAUGUCGGCGGAAUGAUGGCAUCGUUGAGAAUGUCGACAUAUGAUCCGAUUUUCUUUAUGCACCAUGCGUUUAUCGAUUACAUCUUUGAAAGGUUUAGAGCCAGACUUAGAAGUCUUGGGGUUGACCCGACUGUGUACCCAAAAUGGGGAAACGGCACUUUACAUGAACCCAACGCUCCCAUCAACAUUUUCAAUUACACUGUGAAAGACGGCUACAGUGAACUGUUUGCCAGCUAUGCUGAGUACGAGCCUGUCCCAUUUUGUACGAUCUCAUCAAUUUCAUGUGGACCAGGAUCACUAGUUUGCAAUGUUAAAACGGGGCACUGUAUUCCCACCAUAAGACAACGAACAACAUCAAAAAGAGAUACUGUGGAAAGUUUUGAUAAUGUGGGUGUCUUCAAGCCCAAGUUACCCUACGCUCAAUCCACCCUGAUCGACUACUGUUGCGAUGAGUCAUGUGAUGUAAGCAACUGGAUUAUGAUCCCUGUUAGGGUUGUCAAAACGAGGUUACCUACACAAAGAAAGUACAGUAGCUACCCUGCCAGGGGCGGAUUAGUUAACGGCUGUCUGGAUAUAUAUUCACUUAAAAAUGUUCAAACUCUAAUGACGUACAUCACUGAUUGGAAGUCAAAUAGAUCAAGGUUCGACAGGUGUGAGAGACAGGCCUCCGUGAGUCAGAUUGUCUUGUACUCACAUGGCCUCAAUUACCAUGGAUACUUUAAAAACUCUUCUAUUGUCACCUUAAAGCAUUCCAACUCUGUGUCACUGGGCUACAUUGGUGUUAAGAAACCAUCGGAUGUAAAAGGUGGAGAGAGUAGGGCUUUGGUUCGAGCCCAUGAUGCUUGUGGUCGCAUGUGUCACGUGGCCUGUUUCGACAAAGCACGUGGAGAGUACAAGCUUUGUUCAGGUGCAAUAGCUGUCAAUUACGAGAAACCGCUCAUGUAUGGACGUCAGUUUAAUGAUGCUAUUUUAAGAAAGUUUAACUUCAUUGGAGAUAAAAAUGUUACACAAUUCAAGAAAGAUAAUUUAUUUCUGACUUUCUACUGUGACUAGAUUAAAG
Biomphalaria glabrata is the source of this 2107-nucleotide messenger RNA. RefSeq lists its product as uncharacterized. The coding region runs from base 229 to 2100 and encodes 623 amino acids. The record is from RefSeq and is a predicted model, not a curated record. The transcript is spliced from 11 exons. Gene Ontology annotation, molecular function: oxidoreductase activity. Lineage: Eukaryota; Metazoa; Mollusca; Gastropoda; Planorbidae.